AAAAAAAAAAAAAAAGUUUUCCAGUGGAGUACCCCUUUAAGGCAUAGAUAGUAACGAGGGCCUGUCUCUCUCUCCAGAGACACCUUGUGGACAGCCAUGUCCCACAUCACCACCAAGGCAUGUGAGUUUUUGUAUCCUUUUGUCUAUGUUACCCAUAGCUGCUGCUUGUAUUUUCAGGGACAGAGGGCUCGGCCUCCAAAAAUGUUGUGUGGGCGACGUGCUUUGUGUAAUGUUCUCAGAAGUAGGGACGAGGAUUCUUGACCAGAAGCCUCAAACAGUGGACAUGGGGAAGGAUUACUACAAGAUUUUAGGCAUCCCUUCAGGGGCCAACGAGGAUGAGAUCAAGAAAGCCUAUCGCAAAAUGGCCCUUAAAUACCACCCGGACAAGAACAAGGAUGCCAACGCAGAGGACAAGUUCAAGGAAAUCGCAGAGGCCUAUGAUGUUCUAAGUGACCCCAAAAAGAGAGCUGUGUAUGACCAGUAUGGAGAGGAAGGUCUCAAGACCGGGGGUGGAUCUUCUGGUAACACUGGAAACUCCUUCCACUACACCUUCCAUGGGGACCCCCACGCCACCUUUGCUUCUUUCUUUGGAGGCUCCAACCCAUUCGACAUCUUCUUCGGCUCCGGCCGCACCCGUAUGGCCAACGGCUUCGACCACGAAGACAUGGACAUUGAAGACGACGACGAAGACCCCUUCAAUGGGUUCAAUCGUUUCGGUUUCAACGGCGUAAACGGAUUCCACCGGCGGCACCCGGAUCAGCUGCACAACCGGCGGAAAGUGCAGGACCCCCCUGUCAUUCAUGAGCUGAAAGUGUCGCUAGAGGAAAUCUAUCACGGCUGUACCAAGCGUAUGAAGAUCACACGGCGGAGGCUGAACCCCGACGGGCGGACAGUGAGAACUGAGGACAAGAUCCUAAAUGUGGUGAUCAAGAAAGGUUGGAAGGAGGGGACCAAGAUCACCUUCCCUAAAGAGGGAGACGCCACGUCAGAAAACAUCCCCGCCGAUAUUGUGUUCCUACUGAAAGACAAACCUCACGCGCAUUUCAAGAGAGACGGGUCCAACAUAGUUUAUACAUCCAAGAUCACCCUGAAGGAGGCGCUGUGUGGCUGCACAGUCAACAUUCCCACCAUCGAUGGACGGGUCAUCCCGCUACCGUGCAGCGACAUCAUCAAGCCAGGAACCGUGAAGCGGCUCCGAGGUGAAGGAUUGCCUUACCCCAAAGUCCCCACCCAGCGCGGUGACCUAAUAGUAGAGUUUCAAGUACGAUUCCCAGACAGAAUACCGCCACCAACCCGAGAACUCCUCAAACAGCACCUGCCAUGUUCCUAGUAACACACGUGCAAAGGGGCCCGGGGCCUCAUGCAAUACCUUACAGAUCCGUGCCAAGAGUUUUGCAAUGGAGACCUGCAGUGUACGUCUGACUCCUGGGAUAAAAGUCUAAUAAUCUACAUUCUAUGCAGAAGACAAGAACUUUCUAGAGCUCAAAAUAAAAACAAUAGACUUUUUUUUAUUUUAAUAAAAAGUUAGGAUUCUUCUAUAAAGCUCGCCAUCUCUGCGUGACGAAGGACGGUUCAAGAGGGCACAGCGGGCAGGGCCUGGCAAUCACAAUGUACUGUUACAGGGGGCGGCGUAGUAGUAGGAAUAAUGGACUUCCAGACGUAACUUUAUUACCUUUUACUAUCCGGUUCGUCAUUGUUUUUAGCCUCCGCCUCUGACAAUGAACUUAUGGGACUUUUAGAUAAAUAAAUAAUUUUUUUGUUUUGUUUUUUUAAAGUUUAAAAAAUUGUAAAUAUAAUUUAAAAAAAAGUGACCAGUGACCAUUUUGACCUUUCUACACACUGGACAGAAAUAAAAGUACAAGAUUGUGAAUUUUACAAGGA
Molecule: messenger RNA, 1881 nt
Organism: Hyla sarda
Lineage: Eukaryota; Metazoa; Chordata; Amphibia; Anura; Hylidae
Gene: DNAJB5
Product: DnaJ heat shock protein family (Hsp40) member B5
Exons: 4
Coding region: 146-1330 (394 amino acids)
Biological process (GO): negative regulation of transcription by RNA polymerase II
Cellular component (GO): cytosol
Molecular function (GO): protein-folding chaperone binding
Source: RefSeq, a predicted model, not a curated record